Molecule: messenger RNA, 2127 nt
Organism: Hippoglossus stenolepis (Pacific halibut)
Lineage: Eukaryota; Metazoa; Chordata; Actinopteri; Pleuronectiformes; Pleuronectidae
Product: TBC1 domain family member 15
Exons: 10
Coding region: 314-1705 (463 amino acids)
Biological process (GO): activation of GTPase activity
Molecular function (GO): GTPase activator activity
Source: RefSeq, a predicted model, not a curated record
GGCACUGAAGUCUCCACCUGGAAUGUGGGCCAAACUCUGCUCUCCGGGUGCGGUCAUGUGACUCCCAGCUGAAUGAGACUCAACAACGGGCUGCAAGUCUUCUCCUGGAAACCAUUUCCACAAGCGCUGGAGAUCUGGAUCUUGACCCUCACCUGUUGGAGGAAGUCGCCCCUGGUGACAGCGCUCAGGUGCGCGCAGGGGGAGAUGUGCUUGGGGAGGGCGCAGGGUGCCACAGGACGAUGACCGGUCUGUCUCCAUGUCUCAGCUCCGUGGUUGCAGCUGCUCGUCUCUACCUGUGUGAACUCUGCCAGACAUGGACAGCCUGAGCGACGGGAGUCCGCGGCAGGAAGCGGUGGAGCAGGAGAGGAGCCCAUCAUCGGACAGUCGCCAGCCAGAUGUCCGCUCCCGCAGGAGGGUAGCGGCGGUGAGCUCUCCUGCUCUGUCCGCCGCACGACUCACCUUGCCGGGGAUCAUGGACGCCGAGGGCAGGGUGGACGAGUCCAGACUGAGGAUGCAUAUAUUCAAAAACGGUGGUGUGUCCCCCUCCGAGCGGGGCCUUGUGUGGCGUUUCCUGUUCGGGAUGUACCCGUGCAGCUCCACGGCUUUAGAGCGCUCUCUGCUGCAGGAGCAGUUGGUCGUUCGAUACCGAGUCAUGAAAAGAAAAUGGCAGCAGUUCCUCCCUUCGUCUGUGCGGAUGCAUCUCAACGGCACCGACGCUGAGCUGGUCGCAGCUGUCGGGUACUUUGACCAGAGGCAGUUGGAGGCCCAGCAACAGACCCAGGACCAGACAGAGGAGAUCAGGGACAGACUGGCUUUCCUGGAGCUUCAGGCACAGAUAUUAUUCGAGCGGGUCACGUUUGACCAAGUGGAGCUCAGGGAAGCCACACGAAUCAUUGACAAGGACGCACCGAGAACUAACAGAGACCUGAGCUAUUACCAGGGUGAAGGUUCAGGUAAUCUGUUGGUGUUGAGAGAUAUCCUCAUCACUUACGCUGCGUUUCAUCCAGAGGUCAGUUAUGCCCAGGGAAUGAAUGACCUGUGCAGCCGGUUCCUGGAGGUUCUUGACUCGGAGGUUGACACGUUCUGGAGUUUCUCCUGCUACAUGGAGAAAUUCUCGAAGGACUUCAGAGCUGAUGGUCUGCACCGAAAAAUAGAAUUGGAGGCAGCCCUCCUGAAGGAACUGGACCCACAGCUUUACACUCACUUAGUCACAGACAGCAUGGAGAGCUUCACCUUCUGCCACAGGUGGCUGCUGCUGGGUUUCCAGAGGGAGUUUGAACACAGCGACGCGCUGCGCUUGUUCGAGAUCCUGAGCUGUGACCACCUGGAGCUCAUCUCCCAGCAAGUAGACCGAGCCAGGUAUCAGGAGCGGCUGGCACAGAAACACAGCACAGAGGAGAGUCCAGAGUCAGAGCUGCAGGCCGUCAAUACUGACUUCACCUUUGAGCUCUUCAUCUGUGCAGCCAUCCUGCUAGAGAACCGGGAGUCUCUGCUGCAGUGUCGAGACGAAGUGCAGCUCAUCCAGUUCACUACCAGUCUUCAGGGAACACUGGACCUGAAUAGCACGCUGAAGAAAGCCGAGCAGCAUUUCUUCAACUACUGCAAACGCUGUGCUUGGGAUUACAUGAAUGGACACUGCAGGGAACACAAAAGCAAAGAAGAGGACUUUCUUUAUCAAAUCCGCAGUUUAUUUGUGUUGAGGUGAUAGCUGCUAUUUUAACACUUGAUCUUAAGAACUCUUAUGAAACAUGGAAAGCAUGGGACACACUAUUUAAUCCCUAUUUGGAGUUUUGAUGGCACGUAAACACAAAGGUUUUAUUUCUGAGGGAAAUGCACUGAUGUUCUGAUGGCUGCUGAACUUAAAUGUGUUUUUCUGUGUAUUAUAUCAAUGUACAGUAUUUAUUGUAUUGAGGUUAAUCAGCACCAAUUUUGAGUCACUCUGGUUGUUCUCCUAUAUCAUGAAUAUGAAAGGCUUUGUGUGUUAUUACCUCAGAAUCGAAGCUUUAAAGGUUCAGUGUGUAGAAUCUAGUGACAUCUAGUGGUGAAAUUACAUUUAGUUUAAAAAGGUGUUUAGUGUGUCCAGUUUGGGCUACUGUAAAAAACAUGGCGGCCUCCGUACAAAGGACC